CCGCCGCCGCACUCCGCUUCCCGCUCACACGCCCCCACCACCGCCCUCGCCCUCGCCUCACUCUCCUCUCCGGCAAUGCAGCGCGACGCGAUCGCCGCCGCCCGGAACGCCGGCUGCUCGAGCGGCCGCAUCUCGCAGCCGCCGCCGCCGCCGUUCUACUCCGCCGCCACCGGAAUCUACAGCAGCAUCCACCCUCCCGUGGCGCUCCCCACCGACCCCUCCCUCACCCUCGUCGCCCACCUCUUCGCCCGCCUCCCCCUCGCCGACCCGGGCGCCCCCACCCUCGUCGACGCCGCCACCGCGUCCGCGGUGUCCCGCGCCGACCUCCGCCGCCUCGUCGCCUCCCUCGCCGCGGGGCUCCGCCGCCGCCAUGGCGUUCGGAAGGGGUCCGUUGUGCUGCUGCUCCUCCCGAACUCCGUCGCGUUCCCCGUCUCGUUCCUCGCCGUGCUCGCCGCCGGCGCCGUCGCCACCACCAUGAACCCCUCCAGCUCCCCCGCCGAGAUUGCCGCCCAGGCGCGGGCCACCGGCGCAUGCCUCGUCCUCGCCUCGCGCGACGGCGCCGCGAGGCUCCCGCCUCUCGCUGCCCCCGUCGUCCUCGUGCCCGAAAUCCUGGACCAUUCCGCCGCGGCCGACGACGGCGACGACGACCAACGCGUGUUCGCCGCGUUCCGCGCCAUGCUCGACGGCGGCGGCGGCGACGGCACCGAGACGGCGGUCCCGGUGGUGGGCCAGGACGACGCGGUGGCCAUCCUCUACUCGUCGGGGACGUCGGGGAGGAGCAAGGGGGUGGUGCUGACGCACCGCAACCUGAUCGCCAUGACGGAGCUGUUCGUCCGGUUCGAGGCGUCGCAGUACCACGCGCGAGGUGCUCGCGAAAAUGUCUACAUGGCGGCGCUGCCCAUGUCCCACGUGUACGGCCUCUCCCUCUUCGCCGUCGGCCUCCUCUCGAUCGGUGCCACGGUGGUGGUGAUGAGGAGAUUCGACGCCGGCGACGCCGUCGCCGCCAUCGGGAGGUACAAGGUGACGCACAUGCCGCUCGUGCCGCCCAUCAUGGCGGCCAUGGUCAGGGCCGCCGCGGCCGGCGGCGUGCCGCCGUCGCAGGUGGCCUCGCUGGUGCAGGUCUCGUGCGGCGCGGCUCCGAUCACCGCCGCGCUCAUCCACGAAUUCCUUCAGGCUUUCCCCCACGUCGACUUCAUUCAGGGUUAUGGCAUGACAGAAUCUACUGCCGUAGGAACUCGCGGAUUUAACACUAGCAAGCACAAAAAGUAUACCUCGGUAGGCCUUUUGGCCCCCAACAUGCACGCCAAGAUUGUUCAUCUUGAGAGUAGUUCAUGUUUGCCUCCAGGCUUCUCAGGGGAGCUAUGGCUCCAUGGCCCAGGAAUCAUGAAAGGUUACUUGAGUGAUGAUGAUGAUGCCUGCACGAGAAAGGAUGGCUGGUUGCGUACCGGAGACAUUGCCUACUUUGAUCUGGAUGGCUACCUAUACAUUGUAGGCCGCUUGAAGGACACAAUCAAGUACAAAGGAUUUCAGAUAGCUCCGGGGGACUUGGAAGAAGUUUUGAUCCACCACCCUGAAAUUCUUGAUGUUGCUGUGACAUCUGCUGAGGAUGAAGAAGCUGGAGAGAUACCAGUAGCUUUUGUGGUGAGGAGAUCUGGAAGCAACCUUUCUUGUAAGCAAGUGAUGGAGUAUGUGGCCAAGCAGGUUGCUCCAUAUAAGAGAGUGAGGAAGGUGGUAUUUGUGGAGGCAAUUCCCAAGUCACCUGCUGGAAAAGUUUUGAGGAGGCUUCUCAGGAACUCGCAUGACACUGCUGCUGCUGCUACCUCUUCUUGCAGUAUCAGCUCCAAGCUCUGACCGUCACUUCACUUCAAAAAAAAUUCUCAGAGGUUUAUAGUCUUACACUCCCUCCAUCCCAAAACGUAGCGUCCAGAUUUAUAGCCGGAAAUAGCUACAUUUUGGGACGGAGGGAGGAGUUGAUAAUAUGAAGCUGUACUUCAAACUCCCCGGGUUGUGUUGCAUAUCUCUGAAAAUAUUUAAUGUCUGUAAUGCUUAUUGCAAA
Oryza sativa Japonica Group (Japanese rice) is the source of this 2056-nucleotide messenger RNA. Its product is annotated as 4-coumarate--CoA ligase-like 3. The record is from RefSeq and is a predicted model, not a curated record. Gene Ontology annotation, cellular component: peroxisome. Gene Ontology annotation, biological process: ubiquinone biosynthetic process. Lineage: Eukaryota; Viridiplantae; Streptophyta; Magnoliopsida; Poales; Poaceae. Gene Ontology annotation, molecular function: CoA-ligase activity.